Pseudonaja textilis is the source of this 1916-nucleotide messenger RNA. It is a transcript of the gene PAX9, whose product is annotated as paired box 9. The record is from RefSeq and is a predicted model, not a curated record. Gene Ontology annotation, molecular function: RNA polymerase II cis-regulatory region sequence-specific DNA binding; DNA-binding transcription factor activity, RNA polymerase II-specific. Gene Ontology annotation, biological process: regulation of transcription by RNA polymerase II; anatomical structure development. NCBI's taxonomy places the organism in Eukaryota, Metazoa, Chordata, Lepidosauria, Squamata, Elapidae.
CAUGGAGCCAGCCUUCGGAGAGGUCAACCAGCUUGGCGGGGUCUUCGUCAACGGCCGCCCUUUGCCCAACGCCAUCCGGCUUCGGAUUGUGGAACUAGCUCAACUGGGCAUCCGACCGUGCGACAUCAGCCGGCAGCUGCGCGUCUCCCACGGCUGCGUCAGCAAGAUCUUGGCGCGCUACAAUGAGACCGGCUCCAUCUUACCCGGGGCCAUCGGAGGUAGCAAGCCGCGGGUCACCACGCCAACGGUAGUCAAGCACAUCCGGACUUACAAACAAAGGGAUCCGGGCAUUUUUGCUUGGGAGAUCCGGGACCGGCUGCUGGCCGACGGCGUGUGCGACAAGUACAACGUCCCUUCGGUCAGUUCCAUUAGCCGGAUUCUGCGCAACAAGAUUGGAAACCUUUCUCAGCAGAAUCACUACGAGCCUUACAAGCAGCACCAGGCAGCUCCGCAGCCGGCCCUGCCUUACAAUCACAUCUACUCUUAUCCCAGCCCCAUCGCUGCAGCAGGUGCCAAGGUGCCUACCCCCCCUGGCGUGCCACCGAUCCACAGCGCCGUCCAUAUGCCUCGGACCUGGCCCUCCUCUCAUUCCGUCACUGACAUCUUGGGAAUUAGGUCCAUCACAGAUCAAGUGAGCGACAGCUCGCCCUAUCACAGCCCCAAGGUGGAAGAGUGGAGCAGCCUGAGCAGAAGCGGCUUCACGGGCCAGCACGUUGCGGUGAACGGGCUGGACAAGGGCUCCCUGGAGCACGAGACCAAGUACAGCCAGGCACCAAGCUGCCUUCCAACUGUCGGAAGCUUUGUCUCUGCACCAACAAUGACACCUUAUCCCGCAGCAGCCCAGGUGUCCCCUUAUAUGGCGUACAGUGCUGCUCCUUCUGGUUACGUAGGUAGUCACGGCUGGCAGCAUGCUGGGGGCAAUCCUCUUUCACCCCACAACUGUGAUAUUCCAGCUUCCCUGGCUUUCAAGGGCAUGCAAGCAGCCAGAGAAGGUAGUCACUCCAUCACCGCCUCUGCACUCUGAUAUUGGAAAUAUGACAGAACAUCUGAUCCAGUCCGGCUCAGCUCAGUGUUCUUUCUUUUGUCCCAUAAUUCUUCUUCAGACUGACUCAAUGAGUUGGAACUAUUUUUCCAUGAUUUUGUGCUUAAAAAAACAAAUAAUAAUUGCGGUUUGGUAAGUGUAAAUAACAUAAGGAAGGGAUAAAUGUGUUGUCUCCCUUUGCACUGCAUAAAGAAUAUUUGACAACCCUCAGAGGGCUUGUGUGACUGUUUCAUUGGUAAAACCACACAUAUUUAUUUAAAGCUACAGGACUUUUUCAAAUGUGCAAUUGUUUCAUAUUUGUGAGAAAUCAGUCAAGGAAACCCAAUAGAUCAACAAAUGCAAUCAAAUAGAAAUUGACUUCUGGACCAAAAAAUAGUUCUUGUGGAAAAAAUAUGGACAAAUGAAUAGUCAAUGUUGCUAACAGCUUGUGUUUUAUAGCAACAAAUUGUAGAACCAAAUGAAUACAUGGCUCUGUUAUUUAUCCUGUAUUUUGCAGUGAUCACAAAGGCAGUAAUGUUUUCGUUUUCUCUUUGUAAAUAUGGAUUUGGUUAUCAUCUGCAUUUCCACUAGUCAACUGACUUCUAUUUUUCUUUUUGUUGUUAAGUGGUGACAUAGUAGACAUGCUUUUCCCACUUUAGCAUCCUUGCAAUUCCAGAACAUUCAGUGGGAAUUCCAUGAAUUGCAUUCCCAAUUCACCGAGUUUGCCAAAAUGGGAAAGGAUUUCCAAGCAAUUUGCUAUUCUUCAUCACCUCAUCUUGGUGAUGUCAUUUGUAUUAAUGGUUCAGUUCUGAUUAUUCUGUGUUUGCGGCAUAGUAUGAAACUUCCUGAAAGCACUUGGAUUUAAGGAAAAACAUUUGGUUUUUCCAGCAAAGAA